AUGUGCUGUGAAUGGAGAGUUAUAACAGAUGCAAGGCAUGAUUCCAGUCGAUCAACAGCACACACAACAGUGUCAGCCCUUUCUUUCUGGGAAGACAAGGUGUUAGCAGUUGUCAACUGGAGUAGGGCCAAUGAAACUUCAGCAGUAAGCUGUGAGGUCCCUAUGACAAAAGAGCUGCUGACUUAUCUCUUUGAGACACAAGUUAAAGAAAAAUCACCCAUAAUUUGUUGCCUUCUUCAGUGCAGGGAAACAUAUUGGAUUGAGUCUCUCUAUUCAGUGAUGCUCAUUUAUGCUGCAAAGCGGAUUCAUCAUGGGGAUGACACAUACAACAUGUGCAUGGAGUUAGCCAUUCUUGAUUGGAAUGAAAAUGUGAAUCGAGAAGCAUCGUCUCUCCAGAUGUACCAACAUACCAGGCAUCCAAACCGCUUGGCAGAGACCAGGGUGCUUACUUCAAAGACAUUUAAUUUCAGAGAAACUAUCUGGUCUACCUUUUUUAAUAUAAACAAAUGAUGUCUCUUCUGUUUUCCAUUGCACCACAGUUUCUGUGAUAAUUACAACUAGGAGCCCAAAUGUUCAGUAUUAAUAUGUGAGGUCAUUAGGGAGGACCAAUUCUAACAACUGCUGGUACCAAGCAAUGAAAACAUGAAUAUUAGGUUUGACACAAGGUAUUUCCAAGCAGACUCAUUCUCUGUUUCCUCCUGUUACUUUUCUUUGCACUGUAUAUCUUUUCCUAACCUAUAGGAAAGUCACUAUAAUUUGCUGUGUGGACAUUGUAAAAUGGACCAUAAAAAAAAAAAAA
Messenger RNA from Pocillopora verrucosa, 799 nucleotides. NCBI's taxonomy places the organism in Eukaryota, Metazoa, Cnidaria, Anthozoa, Scleractinia, Pocilloporidae. The record is from RefSeq and is a predicted model, not a curated record.